AUGACCGGUUUCAAUGAAGGUCCAGUCAAGAGAUAAACAAGAGAGGAAACUGGGGAGUAAUGCAUAUUUUAAAUCAUUAUUGAAAUAAUUUAACUAUGUUAUUUUGAAUAACCAAAGUAAUUUGUAUUUUUUUCGUGUUGAAGUUAUUCCCUUAAGACCCAAAGGCCGUACGACUACGGGAUAAAGUGGGAAUAAGCUAGCUAACGUUAGCUAAGAUGUAAACUCACUGACGCUAACUGUAGUAAGAUUUCAUAUUUUCCAUUUACCUGUUACUACUCUAGCAGACUAGCUAGAUAUUUUUCACGUCGACACGUUUGUAGCUGGUUAUCUAUCAAUAAUUUAUCAUUUUGGCCUGGGAUCUGUUUAUUCUAUUUCCAGACCAGUCAAGGCAAACCCAACUAUAUUAGCUGGGCAGCUGCAAGUUGUGAAUUAUGUUGACUUCAUACUCAUGAUUUUAGUUAAGUAGAAUUGACCAUUUUGUUGAGUUGGUUCACUGUUGGGAUCUGAAACAAUAUGUGUUCAAACAAAUGAUGUAAAACUAAUACUUGAUUUCCAACGCAGAUCACUUUCCAGGGCAUUACGGCUGUGCGCAAUUGAUAGCUAACGUCAUGUGUUUUCAGCAGUGGCUAGCCCGGCACCUGGCUGACUAAACUUUUGCAGGGUGUUAAUGUGACACAUUUUAAUUUACUCUCGAGAUGUAAGUCAUGGUUGAACUCUAGCUAUUGCAUUUAAAGGCGCGUGUUAAUGCGCACACACGUGGUUUCGAUGUUUGUUUCUCUUUAGCUAGCCAGCUAGCUGCCAGGCUGGGCAGCAGUAGAGAAGCGUUCGUAGCUGGCUGUCCAAGCUUGCUAGUUACUUUUGCUAUGGCUGAGCCCCGGAGGGUGCAGUUGACCAGUCUUCCCAGCAAUAUCCCUCCCCCUUCAACUUUAUUGAAGAUUCCCCAAAAACAGGAGACGACCGUUACAACACCAGCAAACGCUUUGCAUACGGCCAUUACAGGAAAGUCAGAAACUGCGCGACUUGUCCUCGCUCUUUUCGAGCCUGAUCAGCGGCGCUGUCCAGAGUUUUAUUAUCCUGAACUUGUGAAGAAAAAGGGUGGAAAUAAACGCAAGAAGGAUCGCAUGCAGGACCUGAUUGAUAUGGGCUAUGGCUAUGAUGAAACCGAUUCAUUCAUUGACAACUCAGAGGCAUAUGAUGAGCUGGUGCCAGCCUCUCUCACAACAAAGUAUGGAGGAUUUUACAUAAAUUCUGGAACACUUCAGUUUAGGCAAGCAUCUGAGUCUGAAGCUGAUGAUGAUUUCACAGAAGACAUGAAGAAACUCAAAGCUCCAAAGAAGAAAAAACUGAAAGAAGGAGGUGAUGUAAAAUUAAUCAAAAAGAAGACAAAAGAAGGACAGCAUAAAAAAUCAAAGGUUUCAAAGAUAGGCAUUAUGCCUCUGAAUUCGACUGAAGACAAAAAGAAAAAAAAGAAGCAUGCUGGUGCCCUGAGCGUCAAUGAGAUGCUGAAGAAAUUCCAAAGAGAGAAAGAAUCCUCAGAAAAAGAUGAUUCAAAGCCAUUGCAGAGUAGCCAGCCCGUGAUCCUGUCUGCUCGAGAGAUGGACCCCAACUUAAAUGUGGCAGAUCCUCUUCUCUCCCUCAUUGGCUCUGCCAAUGAGAGUGAUCUCUUCCAGGCAGCUAGUACCAUUGACUUUGAUAUUGACCUGGACAAACUCCUCUCUGAAUCUUCAGAGCCUAGUCCCCCAGGAUUGGAUGAGAAUAGCGACCCUCUGUCAACAGGGCAAUCUCAGAAGCAACCUCCCAUUCUCCCUGAAGGAUUGCCACCGACAUUGGAGCGGAGAAUUAAAGAACUCACUCAGGCUGCUAAAGCCUCAGAGGGAGAGGGGAAGCAGAAGUUUUUUACCCAGGACAUAAACAAUAUGUUGCUUGACAUUGAGCUUCAGUCCAGAGAGCUGAACAGCCAGAUGCGCUCUGGGAUCUAUGCGCACCUGGCCUCUUUUCUCCCAUGCAGCAAGGACACACUGGUGAAAAGAGCCAAGAAGCUACAUUUACAUGAGCAGGAUGGCCGUCUCAAAGAACCACUUCAAAGACUGAAAGAAGCCAUUGGCAGGUCAAUGCCUGAGCAGAUCACCAAGUACCAGGAUGAGUGUCAGGCUCACACUCAAGCCAAAUUUGCUAAAAUGCUGGAGGAGGGGAAGGAGAAGGAACAGAAAGAGAAGGCAUGCUCAGAUGAAGAUGAGGAUGAAGAGAAGAGUGGAAAGAGGGUUAUGGGACCAAGGAAGAAAUUCCAGUGGAAUGAGGAGAUAAGGGACUUUCUUUGCAAUGUUGUCAGAUUGAAAAUGGGCAGCUAUGAACUGGAGAGAAACAAGUCCCAGAAUGCAGAGGAAUACCUGAAGGCUUUUCUGGAGGCUGAGGUUAAACCACUUUGGCCAAAGGGAUGGAUGCAAGCAAGGAUGUUGUUCAAGGAGAGCAGGAGAGCACACAGUUACAUCACCUCUGUACCGACCAAAAAGAAAGUAAUAACUGCUCCAAAAAUAAGAAUGAAGGAGCCAUCUGUGAAGCCCGAGAGAAAAGUGACCUCCUUGGGCACAGCAACGACCCCCUCCGGAAGCACCUCAGCGCUGGUGUCUGGUUCUGGAAACACCACCGCAUUGGUAUCUAGCUCUGGAAGCACCUCGUUGGGACCGCCAGCUUCCUCUUCGUGCCACAGUGCUCAGGUCCACAGUAGCCCUAUGAGCAGUGCUGCCCCUCAGCCCUUCAGUAUGGACAAUUCACUGGAUGGAGAUUUAAUUCAUAACCCCCCGUCCCUGGGAGCCGUCUCCGAGGAGCUGGCUGCUCUGAACACUGACGUGAGGGCCAGUCCUGACUUCUGCUUUCCCGCAAUGCGCAAGUCCUCCCCCAACAACGCGGCCGUGUUGGCGCUGCAGGAAGAGAGGAAGGCUGUGCCGAAGCCGUCCACCUCCACAUCCGUGACUUCAAUGACGAUGUCACAGUCACCACUCAAUCUUUUAGCAGAGCAAGCGCUUGCACUUGGGCAGCUCUCACAGGACAGGAAGGCCGACAGCUCCCAGCUUUUGAUUCUACCCGGCUACAAAGAGCUACUGUCCCAGGCAUCUUUGUCUACUGCCAAAGCCCUGUCAGACAACAUGCAAGCCAAGCAAAGGAUCUUCAGUUUGCCAAGAACAAGCCAGUCGUCCUUAUCCAGUCCUUUACCAUCUCCAGCCCUGAAGCCUUUAGUCCAGCACAGCCAACACCAGAAGCGCUUUGCUGCACCAGCGCAGUAUAACUUGGGCACUUCCCAAAGCAAAGCAUCAAAGUACUUUCCUUCAUGCCCAGGCGUGCAGCAGCCCAAAGUCACAUCAAAACCACCAGCGUUUCACUCUCUCCCCUCCCCUUCAGCAAACAACGGUCACCCAGCGUCGAUCAGCAUAGCCAGCAUGAUUCCCUCUCAAGGGUCUUCCCAGGGCUACCUGUCGAAACACAGUGCCACGCCCAGCCUGCCCUUCAAGCCUGCGUUCUCCCUGCCCAGCGUCUCCCAGAGCGUAGUGACACAGAGUGGCUCUGGCUUGCUCGGAUCUGGCACCAGCGUGAUUGCAUCGCACAAGUCCCCCACUCCCAGCCAGGCCCCAGGCCUGCAGUUGGCCAGCUCAAGUCACACAGUAAAGAAAGCUCCCGCCUCUCAGAAACUCACGUUGGUGGCGCCCCCCGGUGGUUCAAAUGGGGACCCUGCUGUGGGCACUCAGGGUGUAGCCAGACUCCUCACCUCCUCACUGAACCCUGCUGUGGCAGCCCCGGUCUCUGCUGCCGUCACAGCUGUGAGUCCGGUCACAAAGAGCUCUACUGGAGCAUCUGUGCUUUCAAGUUCUCCGUGUCUUAACCUCCUCUCGCCAUCAUUUACCACGGCUGGCCAGAAUCUGACGCAGGGAACUCUGGGAAUUCUCCCCGGGAUCGUCCCCAUGCACACGUUCAGCUUCCCUGUAAUCUCCUUCAACCCCGACUCCACAUCCCAAACACUGGGAUCAAAGGACGCCAUCGUCACAGGGCCUGCCCCUGGUACAUACCACCAUGGCCUCACUCACAGUAUUUUUGGUGGUUUGCAUUCUAGCCCUCUCCACCCACCGCAGCUCCCACAAUCCACUUUGUCCUCCCAUUUACAGCAAAGUCUGCAAGAUGGGAGCCAAGACCAAGGAGAGGCCCCAAAUGCACAGAGAAAGCUGCAGUGAAGUCUUAAAGGAUGAAAAAGGCACUGGCUUUAAUGGCUUUAAUAUCCUUUAACAAUUAAAUAAUGAGAUUUGGUCCAAUUCUGUUGUGGUUAUUAUUGACGGAUUGUCUCCUAAUGUACA
This is a messenger RNA of Megalops cyprinoides (Indo-Pacific tarpon), 4340 nucleotides long. RefSeq names its product ubinuclein-1-like. The transcript is spliced from 16 exons. The record is from RefSeq and is a predicted model, not a curated record. Lineage: Eukaryota; Metazoa; Chordata; Actinopteri; Elopiformes; Megalopidae. The coding region runs from base 864 to 4220 and encodes 1118 amino acids. Gene Ontology annotation, cellular component: nucleus.